Molecule: messenger RNA, 4242 nt
Organism: Heterocephalus glaber (naked mole-rat)
Lineage: Eukaryota; Metazoa; Chordata; Mammalia; Rodentia; Bathyergidae
Gene: Pigp
Product: phosphatidylinositol glycan anchor biosynthesis class P
Biological process (GO): GPI anchor biosynthetic process
Cellular component (GO): endoplasmic reticulum
Molecular function (GO): phosphatidylinositol N-acetylglucosaminyltransferase activity
Source: RefSeq, a predicted model, not a curated record
CCCCCACGCUAGCUGUUCCGCGGCUCCCAGCGAGGGUCGCGCUGCGCCAGUGCCUGGGCGGUGGGCGGGGGCGGUCGUCUUGCCUCGGCCGCCCCCUCGGUUCUGCUGCAACCCCCUACUGCGUGUUCCAGGCUGACGCUUGCGCAGAGAACUCUCCGCUGAGGUGGUGGAGGGGUCGAAGAGGCCCGCGUCGACCUACGCAGCACUCACGAUUGUCUAAAGCCACGGGGAAAAUGGUGGAAAAUUCACCGUCGCCAUUGCCAGAAAGAGCGAUUUAUGGCUUUGUACUUUUCUUAAGCUCUCAAUUUGGCUUCAUACUUUAUCUUGUGUGGGCUUUCAUUCCUGAAUCUUGGCUACAAUCCUUAGGCUUAACCUAUUGGCCUCAAAAGUACUGGGCAGUUGCAUUGCCUGUCUACCUCCUUAUUACUAUAAUAAUCGGUUAUGUACUCUUAUUUGGAAUUAACAUGAUGAGCACCUCUCCACUCAACUCCAUCCAUACAAUCACAGAUAACUAUGCUAAAAAUCAACAGCAGAAGAAAUACCAAGAAGAGUCCAUCCCAGCGUUAAGAGAUAUUCCUAUUAAUGAAGUAAACCAAAUGUUUUUUCUUGCAAACAAAUGACCUUACACCAAAAAUUGAGUUAUGUGUAAACAUACCAACAUCAAGCAUUUAUUUCUAAGUUUUUGACAGAAUAAUUUUAACCCUAACUAUAUUGACUAUUGCUUUUAUUAAUACCUAGUAUUAAGAUGUAAAAAUAUGAAAAUUGAUCUGUUAAAGUUCAAUUAAAUAUUGAAAAUGUUUUCAAAUGUGAGUUAAUGGACAGGAUAAAUAAAAUACUGCAUUAAUCUAUAGCAGACUGAAAAAAAAUCAUAUUGGUAUAAUCAAGAAGUCCCAAGCCAAGCCAAGUGGCACACACCUAUAGUCAAAGCUACUCAGGAAGCUAACGCAGGAGGAUAGUGUUAUGGAUUGUCUCUAGAUGUCCCUCCAAAGCCUCAUGCGUCAUAGGUGGAGCUUUUCAGAAGUGAUUGGGUCUAGAGUGUGUGACAUUGGGAUUGAUUCAUGGUGCAAUGCUAAGAUAAGAUAUAAUGGGCAGAAUGAGGCUUAUUACCUAUUUGCUUUGCUACCUUCUGCCUGCCAUGAAGUGUUUCUCCUCUGCAAUCCCUGACUGCCACACCACCCUGCCUUGGAGCCAGCCAAGUAUGGACUGAACCUCUACAGACUGUGAGCUAAAUAAACCUUUCCUCCUUUAACUCUGGGUGUCAGGUAUUUUGCCUCAGCAACAAGAAAAGUAACUAAAAUAGAUAGAAAGUUCAAGGCCAGCCUGUCAGCUUAGCAUGACCCUCUCAGAAAGGGCUGAGUGUGGUAGAGCACUUGCCCAGCAUGUACAAGGCUCUGGAUUUAAUCCCCAGCACAGCAAAAAAAAAAGAAAAAGUCCUUCCAGAGAGGCAUUUGUGUUGUAGUUUGCAAAGGCAAUUAUGUUUUUCCUCCUUUUUGUCCUGAUGAACAGGACUGGAAUUCAAAACUUGGAUUUUUGACAGAAUAAUCAUUUUGACAGAAUAAUUUUGGGAAAAGGCUACAUUUAAUAUUUGUGCCAUCUGAUUCAUGUUUAAGACACAUGUUUUUCUAGACACUGGGAAUAGAAUAAUAGUAAGAUUGUUCUUACAGAGCUUACAUUUUGGAGGUAGACUAAGCAAAUAAAAUAUGCUGAGUGCUACGCAAAGCAUUGGGUAGUACAUGUUCUAGAAAGUAAAGGGGUGACUACUUUAAAUUCGGUGGUCAAAGGCAGCCUCUCAAAAGGAGGCAGUUGGGGGCCGGGGAUUUAGCUCAGUGGUUUCACCGUGGGCUGCGCAAGCGCAAGGACCUAAGUUCGAUUCCCGGUACCAAAAAAAAAGGCAGUUGGGUCUGAGAGCCAAAAAUAAAAAAAGAACCAAUCAUAUGAAGACUGGCCAGGGAUGGUGAACUGCUGAGUGUGAAGCAGGUAGGUCAACAAAGGUAAAGUAAGGGGUUUGGGUGUCUGAGAACAGAGAGGUCACCAGUGGGCCUGGAGUCGACUAAACUGUGUUACAACAGAAUACUGCAUAGUCAGGUGCACAAAAAUACUAUAGCCAAUGACAUGAAUGAAUGUCACAAUGUUGAGCAAAAAAGUCCUAACAGAACUAUAUACUGGAUUUAAAACGUAGAGUUUUAAAUCAGGAGAAAAUGUAUGGUGGUAAAUAUCAGAAUGGAGGUCACCUUUGGGGAAAAUAUUAACUAGGAAGGGGCAUGCAGGAGUCCACAGGUGAAUUGGAAAUGUCCUACAUCUUGGUCUGGGUGGAAGUUACCUAGUAUAAUGUUUUAAGAAAAUCAUGGUGUUGCAUCGUUAAGAUUUGUGCUCUGACAAGGUAUUGUGGUACACUCUUGUAUUCCCAGCACACAGGAGGCUGAUGCAGGAGGAUUGUGAAUUCCAAGCCAGCCUAGUUUACACAGCAAGUUCAAAGCCAGCCUGGUUUACAUAGCAAUUCCUUGUUUAAAGAUUUGUGCUCUUGAUGUAAGUUACACCUCAAUAAAGGAAAAAACAGUGCCUAAAUCUUGAAAUCUUAAUUUCAGUCUGGAGUGGGACCCAGGGAAGGGUAGCUUUUAAAAAAAAUCUUCCAGAUACUACUUUUUUUUUUGGUACUGGGGAUCGAACUCUUCAAGAUACUUCUAAGAUGCAGCCAGUGCUGGGAAUGACUGCCUGACCUGACUGGACAUAACUAAGCCUGUGGUCAAGCAGGACAGUGACUGGUGACCACUUUGAGAAGAAACCCAGAAACUCAGAGCAGUCUUUUCCCAUCAUGUGAACAGUAUUCCCUCAUCUCCCCCUAGGACCAGGGAUAGGCCUAGGAAGGCUCUGAAAUGGAGCUGAAUAGAAAAUUAACUCUCAUACUGUACCGCACUUCAACCUCAACUUUUUAGUCUGUGUCCCAAUCACACUGUCUUUAUAGCUGAUAAAUUAGGGGCACACAUGCCAGGACUACAGUGCUUUGAGGAUCAUGAUCAGCUUAGUGCUGCAAUUCUCCAGUGUGUGCGUGUGUCUUACACACACAUGCUAACACAAUCUCAGGACCUCUUUUUACUCCAGCUUUUCUCUAUGGGUUAUUUUUAGAAAUCAAAAAUCCUACAUUUUUGCUGUUUUUGUGGGGGUUUUUUUGGUACCGGGGAUCAAACUUGGGUCCUUGCACUUGCGAGGCAGGCGAUGGAACCACUGACUUAAAUCCCUGACCCUGUUUUUGUUUUUUUGAGAUAGGAUCUCACUAUAGGCUGGCCUUAAACUUGCAAUCCUCCUGCCUCAGCCUCUGAGAUUACAGGCGUGCACCAUCACCUCCAUUUGUAAUUUUUUUUAUAAAAAAUCAAUUACUUUUUGUUAUAAAAUUAAUUUUUCUGGUCAUCACACUCUUACCACAUAGUAAGCAACAGGUUCUGCCACAUAAACUUCUAACUAUAUUUCUAUAAUAAUAAUCACUAUAGUAAAAAACUAAAUACAGAAAGAAAAUGGAGUUUAACAUAAAUGUUUUUUUAAAGAAAUGAUUCAGUAGGGCCGGGGAUUUAGCUCAAUGGUGCCACGCCUGCCUCACAAGCACAAGGGGGCCUGAGUUUGAUCCCCGGUACUGGAAAGAAAAAAAGAUUCAAACUCCUUGGACUCAUAUAACCACAUAUACCAUUAAAUUUUACCCUUUUGAAGAUGCAUUCAAGCUUGUCCCAUUUGUCUCUUCCAGUUUUGGAACGUCAUCGCAUUCAGGAGUAUGGGGGUGUGGACCCAGACUUUUGUUUUUGAUACCGGGGAUUGAACUCAGGACUUUGUGCUUUCGAGGCAGGCAGUGGAACCACUGAUAUAAAUCCCUGGCCCUACAUUUUGUUUCUUUAAUCAUCUUUCAGAUGUUUCUCCUUAUAUUCAGUGUGAUUCACCAGCUCACCUUUUGAGUCUCUAUUGCAAGCAUAUGUGGGGAUGUAAAGGAUAAAAUGAUAAAAAAAAAUCAGAAUCCUGAUGCUAAAAAUUAAUCAUCUUUUCAUGAAAACUAGCUGUAUUUUUCAAAACAAAAAACAAUUGUGAGACAAGUAUUCUUGUUUUAUAUUUUUGCAACUCUCUUUCAGGUCUGGCUUAAUGGAAGACUGUUGGGUUUUCACACCUGCUUCUGUAUUUACUCUGUUACAUUUCCACAUAUCCCAAGGCCUUUGGGAAACUCCAUGGCAUAUUCAUGACAGAUUAAAGAUUAAAAAAAAUCAA